AUGCCUAGCAUGUGGUUAACGGAGAACCAGAAGAUCGGUGUGGUCUUCUGCUCAGCGGGUGGACUGUUCCUCUUUGGAGGAGUACUGAUGUUCUUCGACCGAUCCUUACUCGCUAUGGGAAACAUCCUCUUCAUCAUUGGAUUGACCCUGAUCAUCGGUGUCCAGAAAACAAUCGCUUUUUUCACUCGUCCGCAAAAACUCAAGGGAACUGCCGCUUUCGCCGCUGGUAUCAUUCUCAUCCUUUUCCGCUGGCCCUUGACUGGAUUCUUGAUCGAGCUGUACGGCUUGUUCAUCCUCUUCGGUGAUUUCCUCGUUACAAUCGGACAGUUCGCGGGAAACAUUCCAGUGAUUGGACCCUAUAUCCAGCGCGGAUUGGAAAUUUUGGCGGGUGGCAGGAGCAAUGCCGAGCUCCCUGUAUGA
Messenger RNA from Penicillium brevicompactum, 420 nucleotides. RefSeq lists its product as uncharacterized. The coding region runs from base 1 to 420 and encodes 139 amino acids. Lineage: Eukaryota; Fungi; Ascomycota; Eurotiomycetes; Eurotiales; Aspergillaceae. The record is from RefSeq and is a predicted model, not a curated record. Gene Ontology annotation, cellular component: COPII-coated ER to Golgi transport vesicle; Golgi cis cisterna; endoplasmic reticulum. The transcript is spliced from 5 exons. Gene Ontology annotation, biological process: retrograde transport, endosome to Golgi; endoplasmic reticulum to Golgi vesicle-mediated transport.